UAUAGACAAUUGUUGGGUAUUUUGGGAAGGGCAAAAAUAAAUUUUUUUGGGUAUAUUAUUAUACUAUAUUAUAAUAUUUGUCGGUAUAAACAAAAAAAUUACGGAAGUAUUGGACAAGAAAAAAAAAGUUUUGGAGAGGGGGAAAGGGGGGGAUGAGUGAUGACUUAAAGAGGAAAAAGCGACGGCUUAGAUCUUUUUUUCUGUUAAUUGUUUUGUGGGAAAACGCGGGUAUUUUUAGAGAUUUUGAUCAUCAAGUCUUUUAAAGGACACAAACCACCAACAACAAAAAAAACAAUUUUCUGUGAUCUGAUAAAAAUAAAUAAAAAUAUAGGCGGUAAAAGCGUUUAAAACAAAGGAGAAUAAAUAAUAAAUUGGUGUUUUUGAAAUAAAAUACAGUUAAAUAAAAAAUACAAAAAUUAAAUAAAACACAUUUUUGCCUAAAGAAUAAAACACAAAUUAAGAUUCUGAUUUGUUUUAAUAUGUGUUUUCUCGAAAUUCUGAUUUUUGUGCUUUAACUAAAACAACCAGAAUUAAUUAGAAACAUGUUGACAGGAAUUAUCUGCUCAAACUGUAGGACAGAGCAAACAACACUUUGGCGACGGAAUGUUCGUCAAGAGCCUGUUUGUAAUGCUUGUGGACUUUAUUAUAAAUUACACAAUCAACACCGACCUAUAAAUAUGAAAAAAGAUCAAAUACAGUCAAGAAAUAGAAAAUUAGGAAGUAAAUCAAAAAAAUUAGCAGCAAUGUCUUUAAAUAAUAUUGAAGAAUAUAAACAACAACAAGAAACUGAAAAUGGAAUAUUAGAACCUAAAUGCGAGCAAUCAGAAUCAGAAUUUUCUAAUAAUAAUCUUGGACAUAUCAAUUCUGGAAACACCCCACCUCUAUUAAUUAAAGGCGCCCACAAUAUUAGCAACAAUUCUGACGGAAUAAAUACAUUAAUAGAUUCACAACCUUCAAUUGUUCCAUUUUCUGAUAAUCAACAACAACAACCUCAGCCUCCACAACUUUUUUGUUCAAAUUCAAUUAAUAUUCAUCACCAUUAUCACCACCAUUCUCCCUCUGCCUUUCAACAGUUUGCAACAGCCGCGCUUUCUUCUGCUACUGGACAAACAGCAUUUUUCCCAACUCAAAAUUGUGUUGUAAAUCCUCAAUUAACAACAACAAAUAUUUGUCCAAUAACAACUACAGAUGUUGGGAAUUUUUUGCUUAAAAAUGAUAAGGCUACGAAUAGUGGGAUUUGGUGA
This is a messenger RNA of Meloidogyne enterolobii, 1244 nucleotides long. Lineage: Eukaryota; Metazoa; Nematoda; Chromadorea; Rhabditida; Meloidogynidae. The record is from the annotation of a GenBank genome assembly.